Molecule: messenger RNA, 462 nt
Organism: Hemisphaericaspora subhashii
Lineage: Eukaryota; Fungi; Ascomycota; Pichiomycetes; Serinales; Debaryomycetaceae
Product: ribonuclease H family protein
Exons: 1
Coding region: 1-462 (153 amino acids)
Biological process (GO): DNA replication, removal of RNA primer
Molecular function (GO): RNA-DNA hybrid ribonuclease activity; nucleic acid binding
Source: RefSeq, a predicted model, not a curated record
AUGAACUAUUACGCUGUCUUAGAAGGCAAAAAUGCUGGAGUUUAUGAUAGUUUCGAUUGGAAAGAUGUUGACGGAUAUAGCAAUACUGAAUAUAGAAUGUUCGAUUCUGAAAUAGAUGCCCUCGAAUAUGUUACCAAGGAAGGGGAAAUAGAAAAUGUGUUUGUAAAUGGAGCCGGUUGGGAAUAUAAUAGGGGCACCGAUCCAAGUGUUGGCUAUGGUGUGUACUAUGGACCAGAUGAUAAUCGUAAUACGGCUGUUUCGUUGAAUGAUGCUAAACAAUUGGAUAAGCCAUCCAAGCAACGUUCAGAGUUAGCUGCAGUAGUUCGUGCAUUAAGAAAUGUUAAUGAAGCUUUAUUGGAUGGAAUUGCUAGACGCCCGAUUCGAAUUCUUUCAGAUUCCGAAUAUUCAGUGAGAUGCUUUAAUGAAUGGAGCAAUAAAUGGUUACAAGAACUGCCACCGUGA